UAGCAAGCAUCGAUCUGACUAUGUGGACUAUCUCUGAAAUAUUUUUUCUAUUCUUGGUCUCUAUGUUGAUGAUCAACUAUUUGAAAGUCCUAUGGACUUCGAGAAAUCUCCCUCCUGGGCCAUUUCCAUUGCCUUUGAUCGGGAAUUUGUGGGGGCUAAAAUUCCAGCUUCAUCCAGAGACACUAGCACAAUUCUCUAGGCUCCAUGGCAGAAUCUAUACUGUGUGGCUUGGUGGUUCUCCUCUUGUGGUCCUGAAUGGAUGGAGAGCUGUGAAAGAUGGUAUUGUCUCUCAUUCCGAGGAGCUGUCUGGGCGCCCUGUAGCCAGCUUUCUCAUGGAUCUUAUGGGUGGAGGAGGCAUUGUGAUGUCCAAUGGACAUGUGUGGAAACAACAGAGACGUUUUGGACUGAUGACCCUGAGGAAUUUGGGACUUGGGAAGCGUGGACUAGAGUCACGGAUACAAGAUGAAGCUCAGUACAUGGUAGAGUCUUUUAGAGCCCAAAAUGGAGCUCCAUUUGACCCCUUCAACAUUAUUACUGCUUGUGUUGGAAAUGUAAUAUCUGCUGUCGUUUUUGGACAUCGUUUCUCUAAUGAUGAUGUAAUAUAUCAAGAACUGAUCAAAUGCAAUCAUUGUAUUGUUGAGUCCCUUGGCUCGGUAUGGGCAAAGGUCUAUGAUGCUUUUCCAUGGCCGAUGAAACAUCUGCCAGGUCCACACCAGUCUGCAUUUACAAAUAUGGCAUAUUUGAGACAGUUUAUAGCAAAGGAGCUCCGGACCCAUAAGGAAAGUGGAUCACUUGAGGAACCUCAAGAUGUCAUUGACUAUUAUCUGGCCCAGAUUGAAAAGAGCAAAGCAGAGGCAGACUCUACGUUUGAUGAACAAAACCUGAUUUCAAUGGUCACAGAUCUUUUUGGUGCUGGGACAGAAACUACAGCCACCACCCUGCAAUGGGCUCUGCUUUACAUGGUGGCUUUUCCCCAUAUACAACAGAAAGUACAUGAAGAACUCGAUGCUGUUCUAGAUGGAUCCAAACUAGUUUGCUAUGAAGACCGCAAGAGGCUUCCAUACACCAAUGCUGUAAUCCAUGAGAUCCAGCGGUAUGCCAACAUUGCAGCUGUAGGCAUUCCACGGACAUGUGUUAAAGAAGUUAAUGUCUAUACAUACUCUCUGAAGAAGGAUACAAUGGUGCUGGCCAAUUUGGACUCUGUGCUCUUUGAUCCCCAGUGCUGGAAGACACCUGAUCAAUUCAACCCCAAUAACUUUUUGGAUGAAAAAGGGAAUUUUUUAGCAAAUGAAGCAUUUUUACCUUUCUCUGGAGGUGCCCGGGCAUGUCUUGGGGAGCAACUUGCCCGAUACGAGCUAUUUAUCUUCUUCACCACUCUGUUGCAAUCAUUUGAAUUUCAUCUCCCAAAUGGGGUAGCUAAGGUAAACACAAAAUAUAUCUACAACCUCACCCUGCAGCCUCACCCUUACCAGAUCUGUGCUGUUGCUCGUUAGUUUGCUGCACCUGUUCAGAUUACU
Messenger RNA from Nanorana parkeri, 1517 nucleotides. Its product is annotated as cytochrome P450 2J2-like. Gene Ontology annotation, cellular component: cytoplasm; intracellular membrane-bounded organelle. Gene Ontology annotation, biological process: arachidonate metabolic process; xenobiotic metabolic process. Bases 21 to 1493 code for a protein of 490 amino acids. Gene Ontology annotation, molecular function: oxidoreductase activity, acting on paired donors, with incorporation or reduction of molecular oxygen, reduced flavin or flavoprotein as one donor, and incorporation of one atom of oxygen; heme binding; iron ion binding. The record is from RefSeq and is a predicted model, not a curated record. The transcript has 9 exons. NCBI's taxonomy places the organism in Eukaryota, Metazoa, Chordata, Amphibia, Anura, Dicroglossidae.